AUGGAUCGGGCCGUGCGCAGUGCGAUCGAUCAAGUGACACUCGACCCCGCGUGGCCCGAGGUACUCGACGUGCUCUACAGCAGUCUGGCGACAUGCGUUGCGGCGUUCGAAACCAACCCGAGCGCAUGCCAGGUUGUGCUAAGCCUUUGCGGCGAGACGUUCCAGCAGCGCUACUACCCACAAACGCGCAGCCUCGGAUACCUCGUCCACGAGCCAUACAUGUCGAACGAGACUCGUAUCGCGCUCAGCGCCCAGUUGUACCCACGGCUCCUGGCGAAUCUGGCCGACCACAUGGCGUCGACGCAAGCUUUCGAGAGUCCGUGCUUUCGCCGCCUCCAGCGCGGUCUCGAGGCGUCUCUCCACGGCGCAAUGCCGCCGACGCCCCAUGUGUCGGCGAUCCCAACGCUCCUGACCUUUCUAGCUCGGGCGUUUCUUACGCCGUCGGUGCACGACCCGGUGCUCGAUGUCCAGCAGGCGCAUAUCGAAUCGGCGCUGCUGCAGCAAGUCCGCGGACGCAGUUUGCCGCCGCCAUUGCGAACGUGGGUGUGGACAAAGUGUCUCUUGGGGCGCGCCAACGUCGACGACACGACGUGGCGCCUGAAAGCGAGCCAAACACUGCUCGGUGUGUCCGAGCCGUGGCGGUCGCCAGUGGCGCCCAUGCUUUUUCGCCUCGUGCGCGACGCCAUCCGCGACGACUACCCGCAGUUCAUGGACUGUGACGGCCAUGGGACGCUCCAAGCCCGCGUCGAAGGGCUCCUGAACCAACACUAUGUGCUCACUCGAAGCCACUCUGCGUUUUUCGUGGCGCUCGCGCUGCCGAUAGCGAUAAUGUGGCCUGAAAAGAGCGGCCGAGACGUCGACCUCUUGAGCGCCUUUGCGCGCCUUCUGGAGACCCAUGUGCACCACCCGAUACGCGGUGAUGCGGUCGCUGGCUCCCAACGCAUCUGGCGACGAUUAGCUGCGGAGCAGCCAAGGCUGUACCAGCACAUUGAAGGGGUCUUUGGCGACUUGCCUGCUGCCAAGAAGCGACUCGCGAUGCUGGAGGCGCCGAGCGAGCUUUUUGAGGUGGCUGCAAGUCAGCUUCGUGGGCUACCUCCGUAA
Molecule: messenger RNA, 1101 nt
Organism: Saprolegnia diclina VS20
Lineage: Eukaryota; Oomycota; Saprolegniomycetes; Saprolegniales; Saprolegniaceae
Exons: 7
Coding region: 1-1101 (366 amino acids)
Source: RefSeq, a predicted model, not a curated record